Molecule: messenger RNA, 660 nt
Organism: Galendromus occidentalis (western predatory mite)
Lineage: Eukaryota; Metazoa; Arthropoda; Arachnida; Mesostigmata; Phytoseiidae
Exons: 2
Coding region: 1-660 (219 amino acids)
Source: RefSeq, a predicted model, not a curated record
AUGGCGAGGAACCACAACGACAUGGCGAAACUCCUGGAGGUCACCACAGAAUAUGGAAACCGGAAUAAACUCCUAUUCAAUCCAGAGAAGAGUGCCGUCGUGAUCUACUCGCCCCACGAAGUGGGUAGGAAGAAAACAUUGACCAUACAAGGCCAAACCAUCCCAGUUGCAAAAAACUACAAGUACCUGGGGAUAACCCUAUCCGACUCCAGGAACUACCUCAAUGCACAAGAGGAAGCCUGGGCGAAAGGGGCGAAUUCCGCCCUGCAUGCAAUGCAUGCUACGUCUCUCUGGGGUUUCAACCGAUUCGAAAUCACUAGAGUGCAGUGGAAAGCAACCGCCGUCCCGAAACUCACCUAUGCCAACUCGGUCUUGGUGAGGAGCGCCAAUUUGAGGGACACCCUGGAUAGAGCCCAGCGGAAAGCAGGGAAAUUGCCGAAAGCGAUCUUGAAAAUUAUGGAGCUCACUCUGAAGAAAACCAGGGCGUACCAGGAGACCGAACGACUUCGAGCAAAAUACAAGUGCUCAGUCAUCAGUCUCCAACUCGAUGUAGAAGGACGCCCGCCCUCGAAUAUCUUCAACAAAAAGAUCAAAGAGAGGAUACGAGAGACCCAGGAGGCGACGUAUCCCGGGUCAGUAUCCCCGCUCUUGUCGUUCUGA